Molecule: messenger RNA, 3357 nt
Organism: Acromyrmex echinatior (Panamanian leafcutter ant)
Lineage: Eukaryota; Metazoa; Arthropoda; Insecta; Hymenoptera; Formicidae
Gene: CrebB
Product: Cyclic-AMP response element binding protein B
Biological process (GO): regulation of transcription by RNA polymerase II
Cellular component (GO): nucleus; transcription regulator complex
Molecular function (GO): protein binding; DNA-binding transcription factor activity, RNA polymerase II-specific; RNA polymerase II cis-regulatory region sequence-specific DNA binding
Source: RefSeq, a predicted model, not a curated record
UUCUGCUCCUUUUCACCCUGAUCCUGACAUCCGUCACCUAGGGGAGGGGUAGCAUCGCGGGUUACGCGCGAGUAUUUCCUAGGUAUGUGCGGGAACGAGGAUUACUCUUGUCGUUUAUCCGAGUGGCAAUUCUCUUCGUCGUUUCCUGUCGAGUGGGAGAGAGAUAGAAAGAAACAGUACCUCGAACGCGUGUUUAUUGUCCCCUCCUCCUUCCCUCUCAGUCUUAUUUUUAGCUCCGCUUAUGUAAAUGACGCAGUAGCAGUCAUCUCAUUUGUUGGCGGGAAGUUUAAAUGAUUCGUGUUCGGCUAAUCGAAAGCUCCUUCAAUUCAAAGGUUUUGUUGUGUCAUUUGUGUCGUUCAAAUGUGUACUUGUGAAUCAAUAGCUCGCGAGGUAGUCGGGCUAUGGAAAGUAUGGUCGAAGAAAAUGGAUCAACCGUCGAUCCGUUGUCUGUGCAGGGCUCCCAGAGCGACGCAGCACCAGCAAUUGCAACCUCGGUGCAAUCAGUCAUACAACCCAAUCAACAGUCCGUGAUACAGACCGCCACAAACAUACAACCCGUCGCAAUCUCCAAAGGAAACGUUAUUCUGGUUAGCAAACCCAACUCCGUUAUACAAACUGCACAAGGCAGUUUACAGACGCUUCAAGUGGUGGAAACUGGUAGUGACGAUAGUUUCUCAGACGAAGAUUCACCCAAGAAAAGGAAUAUUCUAACCAGACGACCGUCUUACAGAAAGAUUCUCAACGAUUUAGGUGGAGGAGAAAUUACAGACGGUCGUUUGCCCCCCUUAGAAUCAUCCUCCGAGUGUGAUUCUAACGUGGACAGUGAAGUGUCUUCCCAUUCGCUCCAUUAUCAAACAGUAAUUCCUGCCGGUACUAUUCAAAUUGCGACCCAAGGGGAGGGAGUUCCGGGGCUUCACACGUUAACUAUGAGCAAUGCGGCGACAGCGGGUGGAGCUAUAGUGCAGUAUGCACAGGGCCAGGACACUCAAUUUUUUGUCCCAGCUUAUACAGGUCACGGAGUAGUAGUGGAGGAUGCGGCACGAAAGAGAGAGUUAAGGUUGCUUAAGAACAGAGAGGCGGCACGUGAAUGUAGAAGAAAGAAGAAAGAAUAUAUAAAGUGCUUAGAAAAUCGUGUUGCGGUGCUGGAGAAUAGAAAUCAGACGCUAAUCGACGAACUGAAAUCGUUAAAAGAAUUAUAUCAGCAGAAAACCGACUGAGAUUGGUGUUUAAAACCUGCGCGACAGUGUAUCAAAACUAUUAUCCAGUCGAUGAACCUGUACAUGUCUUGUUUGUGUACAUUAUCCUAAAUGUUGCUAGGGGUAAGCGAUGGUGAUGUACAUGCAUUCUUAUAGAUAUUUCUCUGUAACAUACUGUAUUUAUAAGUACGAAUACGAAGGCUUGUGAAACUUGCUAUUACUAAAGCGGGAAGCCAAAGUUAUAUGAGACAUGGAGGCAGCAAACACGUAGGCAAUAUUUCGUAUAUCAGUCUCUAUUUUGGAUAAAUACAGCGUGUGAUUCACUUAGAAUCUGCGUACUCGAAAUUUCGACCUUAUAGACUGGAACGGUUAAAUCGCAUUAAUAACAUAACUGGCAAAUGAUAUUCGUGUUUGUUUAGCAUCACUGUCUACCGACCGUUUGUACUAGAUGAAGGCGUGUCUUGCUUCAUUAUGACACGCUGCAGUUUAUUUCUCUAAUAUAUACAUAUAGAAAAAAAAUAUACACACAUAUAUAUAUAUAUAUAUAUGAAAGUUCACGCGCUAACCGAAAAUAGCGUUCGACUAUCUAUAUGAAAAGUUUAAAUGUAAAUAAACUCAACAAAAGCCGUGGCUUACAAAUUGUGUACAACAAAUAAUGUUUGAAACAUUUGUGAUUCAUAGAUAUCCGUUUCUCACACACACAAACACACACACACUAGAAAAUAUAAUUUAUCUAGAAGAUAUAUUAUUUUUCAAAAAAUCUUAAUUUUUCUUGUGAAAGAUAACAUUUCGCAAGGUUGUUUUAUCAUUGUAUAUAUAUUAAGCGUAGUCACGUUUCUAUAAACUAUACGAUUUGGGAUUAACUAUCUAUAUAAUAGAUGAUACAAUCGGUAAGAAAAUUGAAACAAAAAUUACUUGUUUAGUGAGCGUUGUACAAUACUGCGUUGCGUUUCCUAUUGAUAUAAAUAAUAUAUUUGUUUCCUGUGCGUGUAAAAACCGUGCCAUGGCGAGACGCGCUUCCAUCUACUGUAAAUAGGUCUUAAUAUACGAUUUGUCGCAAAAUGGAAUUAUACAUGUCUAGUUUCACAAAAGAAAAUUGGGAAGCAGCAUUGAAAAUUAUGUGCUUCUAAUGAAGGCGCUUUAAAAUUGAACGCUUUAUAAGAGUAUCUUGGCAUCAACGUAGAGAAAAAAAAUUGUAAAAGUAGUUACACAUUUGAGUGAUACAAGAAAAAAAAGAAAAAAGAUACUUCUCAUUCUCCUAAUGCCUGCAUCGCCUCUUUCAUUUGCUGUAUAAACGUGCAUACAGGACGUUAUUACGCCGCUUUUAAAACGAGUAAAAUAAUCCUGUUUUACGUCUCGUCAAAAUGCCCCGUUCAUUAAACGCUGGACAACACAACUUGUAAAAUAUGAAUGUAAUAUACAUCUGGAGUGCCUUGAAGAUUUAUGAUACUUGUGAUAUACAUAUACAUAUGUUGGAUACUAAAGAACGCGCAACAUAUGCAUAUGUAUGUAUAUACGUAUGAAGGAAAUUAUGUUGUAGGUAAAUAUGGGUAGAUAUAUAUAUAUAUAUUAUAUGAUAUUUUUAAAGUAUAUUAUUAAUAUAGUUUUAUGUACUUGACACACGCAACUCUAUCACGAGAAUUGUAUUAUUUUUGAGGACUCGUGUCCCCACGUAAUCUCAUUAUCGUCGAGUCGAAAACCAAUUACUGACACAUACUGACACUACGCAAUGUAUUGUGAACGAUACGCGUGGUUUUACCAUGAAAAGAUAACGUUAAAGAUCCAAAUAAAGAGCAUAAUUUUUUUAACAAAAGUCGUUGCAGUUGAUGACAUUGUGAAUUUCAGUUGGUCACUAUUGGCGCAAGUAAUCUUGAAUUCGUAUGGCGCAUUAUCACAAAAAAAAAGAUAUCUACUGACACAUUUUCUAACGCAUACAGUAAUAUGAAAAUUAUUUAUAACAAAGUAGUACGUACCCAAAAAUUCGACGCUGGAUGCAUCGUUUAGAAUUUCAUAUUUUACCGGUCCAUCUCAAUUAUUCGUAGUUUUGUAAUGCUAACGUGCAUAAUGAACAUUGUCAAUUUAUGAAGCAUUGCUUAAAAAAAAAAGAACAAAAGAAGACAGAAUGAAAGAAUUACAGAUAAUAAAUGUGCCGUAUCCUUUA